Messenger RNA from Scheffersomyces amazonensis, 1146 nucleotides. RefSeq names its product 5-formyltetrahydrofolate cyclo-ligase. The transcript has a single exon. Gene Ontology annotation, molecular function: 5-formyltetrahydrofolate cyclo-ligase activity. The record is from RefSeq and is a predicted model, not a curated record. The coding region runs from base 130 to 765 and encodes 211 amino acids. Gene Ontology annotation, biological process: folic acid-containing compound biosynthetic process; tetrahydrofolate interconversion. Lineage: Eukaryota; Fungi; Ascomycota; Pichiomycetes; Serinales; Debaryomycetaceae. Gene Ontology annotation, cellular component: mitochondrion.
UAUAUAUUUCUCAUGUAUAUAGGAGCGCCAUCAUCGCGUUCCCAUUUAGGAAAUAGCAUGAUGAUCUUAUAUAUUUGAGUUGAUUGAGUUACAUCAACCAAAUUAUGCAUUUCACAAUAAUCAAGUAACAUGAUAAAGAAUUUGAUUCAUCAUGAAGGGAAGAACCACCUACGUAAACAGGUGAAAAAGGCGUUAAAGACCAUACCUCAAGAAUCAUUAAUUACACAAUCUGAUCAUAUCCACAAACAGAUCUUAGAACAUCCUCAAUUCAAAAAGGCAAAGAAGAUUGCAUUAUAUAUGAAUAUGCCAGAUCUGGAAAUCAAAACACUAGAAAUAAUUCGGUCUUGUUUUAAGUUGGGGAAAUCGGUAUAUUUACCCAAAUGUAAUUACCAUAAAACAUUAAUUCGUAAGCAUAAUCAUUUAACCAUGUUGAAAAUGGAGACAUUUGAUGAUGUAUUACUGCUUCAUCCACGAGGUAAAUAUAAAUUACUAGAGCCAGAAGUAGGUCAUGAUGUUAUUGAUGAAGAAACUGGAUUAGAUGUCAUUAUAGUUCCCGGAGUAGCCUUCACUACAGAAAGACAAAGAAUGGGUCAUGGUGCCGGUUACUAUGACGAAUACAUUACUCAUCAUCUUAAACAUUUUGGGAAACGACCCUAUCUUAUAGGAAUAGGAUUAAGUGAACAAUUAGUUGACCAUUUGCCUAUGGAAGAACAUGAUUGGCACUUGGAUAGUAUAAUUAUAAGUGAUCAUGACAUUAUAUAUUAGACAUAGAAUGUAGAAAAUAAAUACAUUAAUAAAUAAGUAGAGGUCCAUAGUUUUCUAUAAGUCUAUUUCUAAGCUACUAAAAUCCCUACCAUGCAAUUAGAUAACAUUCUAUCUACAUUAACCCAACUAUGAUAUUUAUAAAACAAAGCCGUACCAUCUCUACCAGCACAUUUCAUAAUUUCAUCAACCCCUCCAGGAUGGAAGUCUACAUAAGGAGUAAUGUUAAAUACUUUACCAUUAAUUGAAGUCCAACAAUCAUUUCGAAUCUUAUGUUUCUUUAAUUCAUCUUUAGUUAUGCGUACUAUUUGAGGUGGUGGAGUGGAAGGAUCAACACCUCGUAAAACAUGAGAUGCAGUCUUUGAAUUCAAUUCAGCCCAAUCU